Messenger RNA from Ctenocephalides felis (cat flea), 4126 nucleotides. RefSeq lists its product as uncharacterized. NCBI's taxonomy places the organism in Eukaryota, Metazoa, Arthropoda, Insecta, Siphonaptera, Pulicidae. The transcript is spliced from 13 exons. The coding region runs from base 47 to 3805 and encodes 1252 amino acids. The record is from RefSeq and is a predicted model, not a curated record.
UGUGUGCUAAUAAUUCAGUACACAUAGUCAAUAGUCUAGAUCCAAGAUGUCUCGUGUUAUUUUUUUAAGUUGUAUUUUUUUGUUUAGUUUUAAUUUUAUAAAAUGUGAUUCCCCGACUGUAACUUUGCCCCAAGGCGAAUUGGUUGGAAAAGCUUUGACGAACGAAAAUGGAAAAGAGUAUUUUAGCUACACAGGUGUACCUUAUGCUAAACCUCCUGUUGGAGAACUUAGAUUUAAGCCUCCACAGAAAGCUGAGCCAUGGCAAGGUGUUUUCAACGCCACAUUAUACGGAAAUGUGUGUAAAUCUUUAAAUUUCUUCUUGAAGAAAAUUGAAGGAGACGAAGACUGCUUGGUAGUAAACGUGUACGCACCAAAAACAACUUCUGAUAAAAAACUUCCAGUAUUUUUCUGGGUUCAUGGUGGUGGUUUUGUGACUGGAUCCGGAAAUUUAGAAUUCCAAAGCCCAGAUUAUUUAGUAGAUUUUGAUGUUAUUUUCGUAACUUUCAAUUACCGAUUGGGACCUCUCGGAUUUCUGAAUUUGGAGUUGGAGGGUGCUCCAGGAAAUGUAGGAUUAUUGGAUCAGGUGGCAGCUCUGAAAUGGACCAAAGAAAACAUUGAGAAAUUUGGUGGAGAUCCAGAAAAUAUUACAAUUGGUGGUGUUUCUGCUGGUGGAGCAAGUGUUCAUUAUCUUUUGUUAUCUCAUACAACCACUGGACUUUACAAAAGGGCAAUUGCUCAAAGUGGAAGUGCUUUUAAUCCAUGGGCCUUCCAGAGACAUCCAGUAAAGCGUAGUCUUCAACUUGCUGAGAUAUUGGGUCAUCCCACAAACAAUACUCAAGAUGCUUUAGAAUUCUUACAAAAAGCCCCCGUAGACAGUCUCCUGAAGAAAAUGCCAGCUGAAACAGAAGGUGAAAUAAUAGAAGAGUUUGUCUUCGUACCAUCAAUUGAAAAAGUUUUCCCAUCCCACCAACCUUUCUUGGAAGAAUCACCAUUGGCCAGAAUGAAAUCCGGAUCCUUUAACAAAGUACCUUUAUUAGUUGGAUUUAACAGUGCAGAAGGACUUUUGUUCAAAUUCUUCAUGAAAGAAAAACCAGAGAUGCUGAACCAAGCUGAAGCAGAUUUUGAAAGACUCGUACCAGCCGAAUUUGAAUUAGUCCAUGGAUCAGAGGAAUCGAAAAAACUUGCAGAAAAAAUCAGGAAGUUUUACUUUGACGAUAAACCCGUUCCAGAAAAUGAACAGAAAUUUAUUGACUUGAUAGGAGAUAUUUGGUUUACUAGAGGUGUUGACAAGCAUGUCAAGUUGUCUGUGGAGAAACAAGACGAACCAGUUUAUUAUUAUGAAUAUUCCUUCUCGGAAAGUCAUCCUGCAAAAGGAACAUUUGGUGAUCAUAAUCUGACUGGUGCAUGCCAUGGAGAAGAACUUGUGAAUUUAUUCAAAGUCGAGAUGAUGAAGCUGGAAAAAGAUAAACCUAAUGUUCUAUUAACAAAAGAUAGAGUACUUGCCAUGUGGACUAACUUCAUCAAAAAUGGAAAUCCUACUCCUGAAGUAACAGAAUUAUUGCCAGUUAAAUGGGAACCUGCCACAAAAGACAAGUUGAAUUAUUUGAACAUUGAUGCCACCUUAACUUUGGGAACAAAUCCUGAGGCAAACCGAGUCAAAUUUUGGGAAGACGCCACAAAAUCUUUGCACGAAAAUUUCAACAAAGUUCCUCUGUUGACCGGAUUCAACAACGGCGAAGGAAUCAUGUUUUUCAUGUACAUAAACUUCAACCCUGAUUUACUUGAAGAAUUUGAAGCUGAUUUCCAACAAUUUAUACCACACGACUUAAACAUUGAGUUACAUACAACAGAAGCCCAAAAUCAUUCUGAUCAAAUGAGAGACUUUUACUUCCAAAACAAAACUGUUCCAGAAGAUCUCCACGGUUUUGUAGAUAUUAUGGGUGAUAACUGGAUUUUAAGAGGUGUAGAUAAACAUGUUAAGUUGACUUUGGAAAAUUCUACUGAACCAGUUUAUUAUUUUGAAUAUUAUUUUGCUGUUGCUCCACCGACUUAUGGAAUUUAUGGUGAUUUUAAUCAAACUAGAGCCGCUCAUGGUGACGAGUUGGCAAAUUUUUUGAGUGGAACUUGGAUGGAUUUGGCGACUGAUAUUCCAAGUGUCGUUUUGAAUCAACAAAGAGUUUUGGAAAUGUGGACCAACUUUAUUAAAUUUGGUGAUCCAACUCCCGAAGUUACGGAUAUUUUACCAGUAAAAUGGUUACCAGCCACAAGUGAAUCUUUGAACUAUUUGUCGAUAAAUGAAACAUUUUCUAUGGGUGUUUAUCCUGAACAAGAACGAAUGGAAUUUUGGGAAAAUGUUGAGCCACCACAAAAACUUGAUCCUUGGAAUGGUGUUUUUGACGCCACUCAGUAUGGAAAUAAUUGUGCUGCUGGGAAAUGGUUUUUGAAAUCAGCUGGGGGUUGCGAAGAUUGCCUUUACUUAAAUAUCUAUGUCCCACAAAACACUUCAGAAAAUCCUUUGCCAGUAAUGUUUUGGAUUCAUGGAGGAGCAUUUGUGGUCGGAUCAGGAAAUUCUGAUAUACAUGGUCCUGAUUAUUUAAUAGAAUAUGAUAUUAUCUUAGUAACUAUUAAUUAUCGUCUAGGACCACUUGGUUUUCUUAAUUUGGAAAUCGAAGAUGCGCCUGGGAAUGUUGGAUUGAUGGAUCAAGUUGCAGCCCUAAAAUGGGUAAAUGAAAAUAUUGCAACCUUUAGUGGAGACCCAAAAAAUAUUACAAUUUGUGGAGCAACUGCUGGAGCUGCAAGUGUACAUUAUCACAUUUUGUCACAACUUACCAAAGGUUUAUUCCACAAGGCUAUAGCACAAAGUGGAAGUGCUUUUAAUCCCUGGGCUUUCCAAAAAAAUCCUGUUAAGAAUGCACUUCGACUAUGCAAAACCUUAGGCCUUACCACAAACAACCCUCAAGAAGCCUUGGAUUUUUUGAAAAACCUACCAGUAGAAACAUUGUUAAAUACCAAAUUACCCCAAGAAAUUGAUGGUCAACUGCUGGAUGACUUCGUGUUUGUACCUUCGAUUGAAAAAACAUUUCCAGAACAAGAUUCGUACUUAACUGACUUGCCAAUAUCAAUAAUAAAUUCAGGAAAAUUCCACAAAGUUCCAUUGUUGACAGGUUACAACAGUGCCGAAGGCAAUCUAUUUUUCAUGUACUUAAAAACAGAUCCAGAUUUAUUAAAUAAAUUUGAAGCUGAUUUUGAAAGAUUUAUACCAACUGACUUAGAAUUACCUUUGCGAUCACAAAAAUCUAUUGCACUGGGUGAAGCAAUCAGGGAAUUUUAUUUCCAAAACAAAACCAUAUCAGAAAAUAUGCAGAAUUUUGUAGAUGUUUUAAGUGAUAAUUGGUUUACACGUGGAAUUGAUGAGCAAGUAAAGUUAACUGUUAAAAAUCAGGAAGAACCAGUUUUUUAUUAUGUUUAUAAUUUUGAUGAAAAUUCUCCAAGUCGGAAAGUUUUUGGUGAUUUUGGAAUAAAAGGCGGUGGUCAUGCUGAUGAAUUGGGUAAUAUAUUUAAAGCCAAAAGUGCAAAUUUUGGGAAGGAAACACCAAAUGCUGUGUUGGUUCAGAGAAGGAUGCUGGAGAUGUGGACUAAUUUUACCAAAUUUGGAAAUCCUACACCUACUAUUACGGAUACACUUCCAAUAAAAUGGGAACCUGCAUCCAAAGAAAAAAUGAAUUUUCUUCUAAUUGACACCGAUUUAAAUCUGAGUACUGACCCACUAAAAAGUCGUAUGCAAUUUUGGAAAAAAAUAAAAUAAUUAAAUUACUUAUACCAACAAUAAUUUACAUAACAAUAGUAUAGGAAUAUUAAUAAUCAUUCACAAUUCUUUGUUGCCUUUUUAGUAAAUUUAAUUCCUUACAAAACCAACGUCUACUAAUAAAAAAGUAUUUGUUUGGAAUUUGAAUUUUUUGAAAAUUUAAUCAUAUCUAAAUGUUUGAUUGACUUGUAAAUUAAUUAUAAUAUUAUGUAAAGUGUAAUUUUAUAAUUAUUACAUUUUUUUAAUAUUGGUUUAUUUAUUGCUAAAAUUAUUUAUAUUAACUAAUUCAAUAAUAAUGAAUAUAUGCAUUUUGUGGUCUAA